This is a messenger RNA of Pectinophora gossypiella (pink bollworm), 4347 nucleotides long. RefSeq lists its product as uncharacterized. The transcript has a single exon. Bases 1 to 4347 code for a protein of 1448 amino acids. NCBI's taxonomy places the organism in Eukaryota, Metazoa, Arthropoda, Insecta, Lepidoptera, Gelechiidae. The record is from RefSeq and is a predicted model, not a curated record.
AUGAAGUCGACAGAGAUGGAACGGCCAUCAACAGAAGACCCACCGGUCACCAACACAGCAACUCCCGCAGUCGCGGCCGCCGCCGUCACAGAUAGAAUAGAUACAGCAGCCCCGCUGGUUACAGAACAGCCUGGUGGUGGUAGUACCGAAACAUCUACUACCACUGGGACCAGCUCGGGCACCACAACGACGACGACGGGCACAACAGACGAUACAGAUAGGACUACGGGGGAAUCCAACACAGAAGAUAGCGUACAGAACGAGACGUUACGACCUGGAUCGGUGGUCAGAGCCCCAUCAGCGCCACACUCUACAGCUUCAAAGAAACGACGCCUAGCCUUACUUAAAGCAAAAGAGGAACUCCUGAAAAAAGAAGUCGAACUGGCAGCAGCACGCAUCGCUACGUUAGCCGAAGAAUCCGACGACGACACAGACAUAGAGAUAGCAAGUGUGAGCGACGUACGCACACGCACAAAGACGUGGGUGGACCAGCACUCAACGCUGGCCCCCCCGCUGCCCACCAACAUAGCACCCUUAACUAUAACGGGUGAAUACAGAACCACAGUAGAAGAAAAACCGUCGCAAACUCAACACAGUCACGCGACACCUAUAAACAAGGGGGCAAAACACAGCAUAGCGGCACCCACUACACAAGGUGGAUGCAUCUCAACUCCCGUCACGGCGGGAGAACAUGUGAUCGCCAAACAACCAUCGAUAGAAAUUACACAGUUAGCACAAGCGAUCACGUUAGCUGCGCGAUCAGCGUGUCCCACACCGCGCAGCACCUUCGAGCUUCCAACAUACAGUGGAUCUCACACAGAAUGGCUGUCUUUCUACGCAGCCUACACAGCGACAGCUCCAUCCUACUCCGACCAGGAGAACUUAGUACGCCUGCGGAAGAGCCUGAAGGGAAUGGCGAAAGAAACGGUUGAAAGUCUUCUCAUGUACAACGCGAACCCCACCGACGUAAUGAAGACACUACAGCUUCGAUUCGGCCGCCCCGACGCUAUAGCUCACACCGAGCUCGACCGCCUCCGAGCUCUACCGCGCCUCAGCGACUCAGCCAAAGAAGUAUGCGUAUUUGCGACGAGGGUAAACAACAUUGUGGCCACACUACGCGCCCUCCGAAAACAACAGUACCUGUAUAACCCCGAGAUAACUAAGCUCACUAUAGACAAACUGACACCGACAAUACGCUAUAGAUGGUACGACUUCGCGGCUGAGCAAUCAGAAGACGACGCCGACCUACUGAAACUCGCAAGGUUCCUCGAACGCGAGGCUGAACGCUGUGGACCGUACGCGCAACCAGAGCGCGACACAGCUUCAUCACAAACACAGCGGACAGCACCCGGCGCCGUCCAAAUUCGAAAACAGAUACAACAGCGUACUUACUCCACGACGGAAAAGGAUAAGACAGCGUGCCCCGUAUGCGACAAGACGGGACACACGGCGGUAAAAUGUCAACAAUUCACCGACGCGAACACAGACAAACGAUGGGAAAUGGCAAAAAACAAGUCACUAUGUUUUCGAUGCCUCACUCGACGCACUCUCAAACAUGAGUGCAAAGCCCGAACAUGCAACACCAACCAGUGCAACCGCACUCAUCACCCUAUGCUACAUUUCCUGAAAAGAGAGGUCCCCGAAGAGAAAACAGAAACAGUCAGCACGGCAUGGACGACGAGAAGAACUCACACCUUCUUAAAAAUCCUCCCUGUCAAAGUCUCCGGUCCACAAGGCGAUGUCGACACCUUCGCCUUACUCGACGACGGGUCCACAGUCACCCUAGUCGACGCCGACAUCACCAACCAAGUCGGCAUAAAGGGACCGAGCGACCCGCUACGCAUAGAAGCCCUCUCAACCGACAUAGGAGUCAGGAAAUCACAGCGUGUAACACUCACGCUACACGGGGCGACUAACACCUUCGACACGCAUGCCCGGACGAUAGAAAACCUACAGCUCUCACCGCAACGCAUCGAAAACGACGACCUCACCGAGUGCCACCACUUGUCCGACAUCGCUCUACAACUAGUCUACGAGGCGACACCGAAGAUACUAAUAGGACAGGACAACUGGGAGCUACUCCUCGCCACCGAAACAAGAAGAGGGGCGCGGCAUCAACCGGUCGCCUCCCUCACCCCUCUCGGCUGGGUGCUACACGGCGCACACACGCGCACUAUAGGACAUCGAAUCAACUACAUUACCGCACCCACACCCGAAGAUAGUAUGGACGAACAACUUCGUCAGUACUUCGCCAUCGAGUCUCUCGCUAUAGAACAGAAAAGGCCACAAAGCGACCCCGAACAGCGUGCGCUCAACAUACUCGCCGAACGCACUACACGUAGCGACGACGGUCGUUACAUAACGUCGCUACUGUGGCACACAGACAACGCGUCUAUGCCCGACAACUACAAUAACGCGUACAACCGCCUACUGUCUACAGAAAAAAAGAUAGAUAAAGAUCCACUACUUAAACAGAAAUACAACGAACAGAUGGAAGCGCUUAUAGAAAAGGGCUAUGCCGAGCCCGCUCCGAGUACCAAAACAGCCAAUAGAACUUGGUACUUACCUCAUUUCCCCGUUCUCAACGCAAUGAAACCGGGAAAAGUACGCGUCGUACACGAUGCCGCAGCUAAAACGCAAGGUGUAUCACUCAACGACUACCUGCUCACCGGUCCCGACUUACUACAGUCUCUACCGGGGGUACUCAUGCGCCUCCGCCAGCACAAGUACGCCGUGUCCGCCGACAUCAAGGAAAUGUUCAUGCAAGUCAAGAUACGUGAACAAGAUCGGGACGCCCUCCGCUACCUCUGGCGAGGCGACAAUAGAGGCGACACGACUCCCCGAGAGUAUCGCAUGACAUCACUCAUCUUCGGAGCAAAGUCAUCACCUGCGACAGCAAUCUACAUAAAGAAUAGCAACGCCGAGCGGUACAAAGUCACAGACCCGGACGCGUACGACGCAAUAGAACAGGCCGUAGCUACGUCGAACAGAGUACGCGAGAUACACAGCGAAGCACACUACGAGCUACGACAAUGGACCUCAAACUCGCAGGAGGUUCUCACAGCACUCUCGGAGCCAUCGACGACAACUCAGUCAGUCUCACUCGACGAAAACACGAAGACCGAACGGAUACUAGGUCUCAUCUGGAAGCCGUACAGCGACGAGUUAGCCUUCAACCUCGACCUAGCACGUCUGCCACAAGACGUGCUAAACAGAAAACAACCCACCAAGCGUGAGGCGCUCAAAAUAGUCAUGUCAUUGUUCGACCCUCUCGGUCUCGCUUCGCCUGUCACAUCUAAGGCGAAACAACUCCUUCAAGAAGUAUGGAGAAGAAACAUCGAAUGGGACCAGCCGAUCGACACUGACCUCGCCGCACAAUGGACGGAGUGGAUAGAACAUCUCAAGAAGCUAACCCACGUCGCGAUACCCAGAUGUCACUUACAUUACAGCGACGCUAGUAACAUGCAACUACAUGUUUUCGUCGACGCUAGUGAAACAGCCUUCGCCGCCGCGUUAUACUGGCGCAUACAGUCGCCGGAGGGACACGUGACUACAUCACUGGUCUUGGGGAAGGCCAAAGUCGCACCGCUCAAAGUCACGUCAAUCCCACGCCUCGAACUACAAGCGGCCGUCAUGGGCAGUCGUAUGGCCGCGACUGUAAUAGAAGAACACGAUCGAAAACCAUCGUCAGUCACGUAUUGGUCCGAUAGCCGCACAGUACUCACCUGGCUAAAAACGGGCGCUCGCUCGUACAAACCGUAUGUCGCACAUCGAAUCGCGGCAAUAGAGGAGGUCAGCAAGCUAAACGAGUGGCGUUGGGUUCCAACUAAACUCAACGUCGCCGACGACGCGACCCGCGAUGUACCAAGUGACUUCGAUGUACAACACAGAUGGUUCAGAGGCCCGGAAUUCUUACGUGACGACCCAACUACGUGGCCUGCGGAGAAGCCACCACAUAUAGAAAACACCGGCGAAGAGAGACUGCACUAUACAACACACAGAAGUGUCACCACAACGACACUAACAACAGCGCUCCCGGACAGUAAUAGAUUUUCGAAAUGGGAACGCCUACUGCGAGCCACCGCUCGCGUCCUUCAGUUUAUAGCUCUAUGCCGCCGCAGCGCUGACGAGAAAGUCAACUACAAACGUACGGCGAAAGUCAGAGAAACAGACAGCACAUGGGGGCGAAAAUAUAGAACCGCCACGCCCCGGCCUACACAACAGAAGAGGCCGUCCGAAUUCGCUCCGCCCCCCCGCCGCCGCGCCGCUACCUCGGCCCUCGCGUCCGCUCCCGCGCGACGCAAACAGAAUCGACGAAUUUUCUACGCGAUCUCCAACGGAAAAUAG